Penicillium salamii is the source of this 1557-nucleotide messenger RNA. NCBI's taxonomy places the organism in Eukaryota, Fungi, Ascomycota, Eurotiomycetes, Eurotiales, Aspergillaceae. The record is from the annotation of a GenBank genome assembly.
AUGAUGAAGAACUUCAUCACGCUCGCUGCCUUCGCUGCUGGCGCCAACGCUCUGGUUGGUCGCAGUGACAGCUGUUGCUUCCACCUCACCUCUUCCGGCGGUGCCUCCGGCGAGAUUGGCCAACUGAGCGAUGGUCAGAACCGCGUCGGCGACAACAGCCUGCCGCCUGCCCAAUUUUGCAUCGACUCAAAGGGUGCCAUCACCGAUGCCCAUGGUCGUGGCUGCAUCCUGACUCCUCCUACCACCCAGUUGCAGUGUGACGAAGGUGCCUCGCCCACUUCCGGCUUCUCUGUCAACUCCCAGGGUCAGCUCGAGUUCCAAGGCAGCAAGGACUUUGUUGCCUGUGCCACCGGACAGAACGGCGGGCUGAACAUCUACACUAGCCCCAACAAGUCUGAUGUGACCGGCUGCGUGAACGUGGAGUUGAGUGCCGACUCUUGCUCUAACAACGGCUCGGGCUCUGGUUCCGGCGGCUCGUCAUCCGCCAGUGCUGGCCCCUCUCCCGCUCAGUCUACUCCUGCUGGCUCUGCUCCUACUCCUGAAGCCACCGGUGGCUCCAGCUCAGGUGGUCCCGGUGAGGGAUCUGGAUCUGCUACUCCCGCUCCCUCCGGCGGAGGCGGCGGCAGCUCGCCCUCUAGCCCUAGCUCUGGAUCUGAAUCUUCCGCUCCAGCUCCUUCCGGUGGAGGCGGUGGUAGCUCUCCCUCUAGCCCUGGCUCUGGCUCUGGUUCUGGAUCUGGAUCUUCUCCCUCUCCCGUCACAGUUGUGAACACUAUCACCGUCACUGACUGCAGCUGCUCUGCCACUUCUCCCGGUGGUAGCGGUAGCUCUGGCGAGCAGCCCGCUCCCUCUGCUAGCAUGCCUGCUCCAUCUGGCGGUGGUGGUAUUGCGCCUUCCGGGUCUGCUGGUGGUGGCGGUGGUUCUGCCUCCGUUCCCUCCGGAUCUCAACCCUCUGGAUCGGGUACUGUUCCCUCUUCUCCCGGUGGCGGUGGUGGCUCCCAGCCCAGCGCUUCCGGUGGCGCAUCUGUCCCCGGCAGCUCUGCGUCUUCCACUCCUUCAUCCACCGAGAACUCCUGUCCUACCACACUCACCACCGGUAGCUACGAGACGCCUCAUUUGAUCAUUCCCGUUGACUCUUCCUCGCCCAAAUCUGCACCCGGUACUUCCUUCAACGGUACCGUGAGCUCGACCGUCUCCAGUGCUUUCAACUUCGAUAUCCCAUCGUCAGACUCAGGCAAGACUUGUAGCCUCGUCUUCCUCUUCCCUAAGCUUCAUGAGCUGGAGACCUCCUCCUUCAGCUUUGCAGGCAAUGGCCAGGUCGACUUUGCCCAGCUCUCUACCCCUGUCGACAAGUCCACCUCCUUCAGCAGCCUGCCUUCCAUUUCCAAGGAUUUCGGCGAUAUCACUGUUUCUCCCGGCAACUCAUACGUGAUUUCCACCUUCGCUUGCCCUGCCGGCGAGACUGUCGCCUUUGAGAUGAAGAGCUCCGGCAACACUGACCUUAACUUCUUCCAGGACUGGAACCCCUCUCCUAUUGGUCUGUUCAUCACCACCUGCUAA